UGAGAUACUGUGGGCUGUGACUCAUGCCUUGAAUUCUCAUGAGCAGUGCUGGUGUGGAAGGAAGAAAGAGAGGGGCACAGGCCCUUGGAGAGAAUCACCAACUCGAUAUGGCUUCUGAUAUCCAGUGGAUUUGAUGCUCGCACCUCACCUGCUUCCCAGAACUGAAUAAGCAUCACAGAGAGCACGAUGAGGGGACGUGGAGCCCUUAGCUGCAGGCAUUGUAAAACCCAGGAGGAAACAGGCAACCACCAGCCCUGCAGGGGGGGCAGAUGGACUGUCGGAGCCCGAGGGCAUCUCUCUGAAACGCGUGGCUGUGGUGGAAGAUUUCUUUGACAUCAUUUACUCCAUGCAUGUGGAGAGUUCGACGGAGCCGGGCAAAGCACCCAAACAUGCUGGGCAGAAGAAAACCUACCGAGCGAUCGCAGAGACCUAUGCUUUUCUCCCAAGAGAAGCUGUGACCAGGUUCCUGAUGAGCUGCACAGAGUGCCAGAAGAGGAUGCAUUUCAACUCCAACGGGCUGGAGCCCAAAGAGAGCGAACCACCUUCCUCUCUGGUUUCUGGGAUCAUCGACUACAACAUGCCUCUCACCUCUACUUAUCUGAAGCAAAUGAAGCUGCGGGUGAUGAAUUCACAGGAGCAG
Centrocercus urophasianus (Greater sage-grouse) is the source of this 640-nucleotide messenger RNA. Its product is annotated as nucleolar protein 4-like. NCBI's taxonomy places the organism in Eukaryota, Metazoa, Chordata, Aves, Galliformes, Phasianidae. The annotation marks the transcript as partial. The transcript has 5 exons. The record is from RefSeq and is a predicted model, not a curated record.